CGCCGUGCCGGGGACACGCUGCCCCGGUGCCAGCCCCACGCGUCCUCCGCCCGCGGGCGGGGCUCGGCAGCGGCGGGCGGGGCGGCGGCGGCUCCCGGUGCAUCGCGGAGGGAACGAGGGAACGGCAGCUCCCGGUGAAUCGCGGAGGGAGAGGGAACGGCAGCUCCCGGUGCAUCGCGGAGGGAACGAGGGAACGGCAGCUCCCGGUGCAUCGCGGAGGGAACGAGGGAACGGCAGCUCCCGGUGAAUCGCGGAGGGAACGGCAGCUCCCGGUGAAUCAAGGAGGGAACGGCACUCCCGGUGCAUCGCGGAGGGAACAGCAGCUCCCGGUACAUCGCGGAGAGGCUCCUCCGCCGAGCAGGGCAGGGGUUUUGCCGUGCGGGGUCACCGUGGAGCGCCCGCUCCAGCCCGGUUUGCGCGCCCCGGCGGGGACGGGGGCUCUGGACCGUCCUCACCGGCAGCACCGGAUCCUGGUGAGAACCAGGGAAAAGCACCGAGACACGUCCCCAUCCCACGUAAGGUGGGAGGGAACGGUUCGUCUUCAUCUGCCCGCCCGGAGCCGGUCCUGUGCCGGAUGCUGCCAUGUAUCCCAGGAUUAAAAGCCUCGUGCUUUACAUCUUCUCAAUCACGCUGCUGGCCUGGGUGUUUUACAUGAAGAAGGAAGCGAAGUUAGCAGCAUCAUCAGCAGAGCAGAAAGUGGAUGUGGUGGAUCACAGACUGCAGCCUUCGGUUCUGGACAGUGCUGAGCACAGCAAGUGUGUGCCGAACUUGACCUUUGCCAAUGCUUUUCUCGCCCUCCCGGAGCCUCACCGAGUCUUCCUAACCUACAAGCACUGCAGGAACUUCUCGGUCCUGCUGAGGCCUUCCAGGUGUAGCCAAGAGAUGUUCCUCCUGCUGGCCAUCAAGUCUUCCCCCAUUAACGUGGACCGGCGUGUGGCCAUCAGGAACACGUGGGGGAAGGAGGUGUCCAUCGGGGGCAGGCGCAUCAGGCUGGUGUUCCUCCUAGGGCGCUCCGAGGCCAAAAUCCAGCUGCAGCCCCUGCACCAGCUGCUGGCUUAUGAGAGCCAGGAAUUCAAUGACAUCUUGCAGUGGGAUUUUGUUGAUGACUUCUUCAACCUGACCCUCAAGGAGCUGCAUUUCCUCCGCUGGUUCAUGGAGGACUGCCAGCACGCCAGGUUCGUGCUGAAGGGUGAUGACGAUGUGUUUGUCAACACUUACAACAUUGUUGAGUUCCUCCAGGAGCUGGACCCUGAACAGGAUCUCUUUGUUGGGGAUGUGAUCGCCAACGCCCGGCCCAUCAGGAACACCAAGGUCAAAUAUUUUAUUCCAGAGCCCAUGUAUGGGGCCACCUUCUAUCCUCUCUAUGCAGGAGGAGGGGGAUACGUGAUGUCUAGAGAGACAGUGCGUCGCCUCCAGAGCACCGCAGAGGACAUGGAGCUCUUCCCCAUAGAUGAUGUGUUCGUGGGAAUGUGUCUGGCAAAGAUGUCAGUGAUCCCAAAGAACCAUGCUGGCUUUAAGACUUUUGGGAUCCAGAGACCUUUCAAUCCUUUUGAUCCGUGCUUGUACAAAGAGCUGAUGGUUGUGCACAGACUGAACCCAACGGAGAUGUGGAUCAUGUGGACGCUGGUGAAGGAUGACAGCAUUAGGUGUGCGGUGUCGGUGACACACAGCUACAGCAGGGGCUGGAAAAGGAGCUACUGAUGAGCCCAGUGGGAUUGUGGCUGGUGACAGGGUACUUAAACUAAAAAUCAGGUUGUGGUAGAAACGUGUCCGUUACUAACAGACUGCACUGGAGCUGUCGUGGUUUGGUUUGCAGUGAGUUUUUCUGUCAGGGGUUACUUGAACCAGUUGAAUUGUCACAGGGUGGGGAUGUGGUCAUUGGCUUCCCAGCCAGACUGUGUCAGGGCAAGUCACAAGUGCCACCUGCACUGGUGUCUGACUGCUGGCCAAAGUCAGUCUCAUGUGGGACAGCCAGCAAUGACUAAGGAGUGAUGCAGCAUUUCAAAUUUACUUGAAGGCAUGGAAGAAAGGCCAGUAUGUCCUGCUGGGUCUGCUGUCCCAGGGCAGCAACCCCACAGCUCCUAGCAGAGAGCAGGAGAAAGGGAAUAGAGCGGGGAAGGAAAAGCUUCAAAAAUACAUGGCCUUAACACAGCAGCGACCAUGAUCUGAGGGACUGGGCUCUGCCUCCAGCCCUUUGGCUUUUGCAUAAACUCAAACAGGUUUACAUGCACUGGAAACUUUAGCACAAACACUUUCUGAUCUGGUUUGAGAGGAGCCACGUGUUUUGAAUAAUUUUGGUGGUAGGUAAAGUGGCUGUAGCUUCCCAUGUUGUGUGGGAGGUGUUUGGUUUGUUGUUGUAAUGUUGUGUGUAAAUAAAAUACUUUUCAGAAGUA
Taeniopygia guttata (zebra finch) is the source of this 2393-nucleotide messenger RNA. RefSeq names its product UDP-GlcNAc:betaGal beta-1,3-N-acetylglucosaminyltransferase 4 (gene B3GNT4). Lineage: Eukaryota; Metazoa; Chordata; Aves; Passeriformes; Estrildidae. Gene Ontology annotation, cellular component: Golgi membrane. The record is from RefSeq and is a predicted model, not a curated record. Gene Ontology annotation, molecular function: N-acetyllactosaminide beta-1,3-N-acetylglucosaminyltransferase activity. Gene Ontology annotation, biological process: protein O-linked glycosylation; poly-N-acetyllactosamine biosynthetic process.